GAGAGAGGGAGAGUGGGUACGUUUCACAGGAUCCAGGCCUAGUAGUAGUGCCGCUGGGACUUUCCUCAUCCGCUUUCAAAAAAUCUGAAAUUGGCCCCUUUGGAGGGCAGGAUGAGCGGGGCGGGGGCCGCCGGCGCGGUGGGCGACGCCGGAAUGGGAGGAACGAUGCCAGCAUGAGUGGGCCUCACGCAGGCCCUGGAAGGAAGACUCCUCAAUCCGGCUGCCCUUUGACCUCUCCCCGUGACCUGUCCGCCCACUCCGGCCCCGCAGAAAGACAUGGUCACGCAACCGGCCUGAGCAUGUCCGCCGCCGCCUCCUCCCUCAAGCGCACGUCCGUCUAUGGGUUCUCACAGAUGGACCACUCCUCCCUGUCCCCCUCGUCUUCCUCCUACAGCCCUCUGAGGAGGCUGCAGCAUCUCACCACCAUGGUGAGCCAGCCCGACCUGGUCCUGCCGGCCAGGGAGCCGGAGCGGGGCUGGGAGUGGGGGCCACGGAAGAAGGAGAAGGGGAAGGGAAGGGACUCGUGGGAUGGUUGCAGAGAUUAUCCCGGCUCUCUGAUUACUCCCGGAAACGAGAAGUUUGCUCAUUCUCCUUCCGGACGAAAGCAAGCCGAGGUCCAAAAUGGGAAUACGGACGCAACCGGGGAGAAUUGUACCGAUUCUGCCGCCUUGGAGAAAAAGAGCGAGGGUUGUUUCUCAGGCCCGCCGAGCCCGGCCUUCUCCCUGGAGAGCAGCAGCCCCUUUGCGAACGGAUUACUCCACUUUGAGUCCUCUCUGUUUGAGGAUGAGGUCAACAACGAAGAACGAGGAGCCGCGUCAGCCGGCGGAGGCACGCCGAACAAAAACCAGAGGACGGAGAGUGGUUCUCAGUCCCCUCCCAACAAUGUCAUUCCGGACUCCAAGGACGCCGCGCCGUCAUCGGCCAAGGUGGUCACGCGCUCCCAGUCGUCCGGUCAGCGCAGGAGAUACUGGGACGGCUCGGAGGACGAGUGGGAAAGCGACUCCGAGCUGCUCCUGUUUGAAGAUAGUCUUUCAAGGCGCUCAGUGCAGCCGAGCGGCCAGAGGAGAAAGUCUUUGCCGCCUCUGAAGUUUGCGGUGGGGGAAGUUGUUUGGGCAAAGUUCAAUCGAAGACCGUGGUGGCCCUGUGAGGUGAUUGUUGACCCUGUGCAGGACGUCUAUCACAAACUCAAAGAGCCCUGCGAUCGCCUCUGUCGGCUUUACCAUGUCAGGACCUUCGGGGAGCCCGAGGAGCUGGUCUGGGUGGAGGAAAAAUCCAUCCACAUUUUUAAAGGAGGAUUUGAAUUUGAUCAACUCCAUCUUCACCGAAGGGGAAAGCAAAGGGAGCAGAAUAAUAAAUGCACUAUUCCUAAACGCUUUCAGGAUUCGUGGAAUUGCAGCGUGGCGGAGGCUGAAUCUUUUCUGCUGGCGAGACCCAGAGUGGCUUCCUCCGAGUCCACAACCACAGACGAUCCCUUACACUGCAGGCCCCCCCCAGAGAGGGAGAACGAGCCUCAGCCUGCGAGCUUUCCUCCUCCCACGUCACCGUUCCCAACCCUUUCUGAAACAUUGCACAUACCUAACGGAUCAGAUCCAUCCCCGGCUACGGAUCCAACCAAGCCAAGCACUUUAAGAAAAUCUUCUGGCAAGAAGAAACAGACUAAAUCCUCCAAGGACACAGGUUGUAAACACUCUAACAAGACUCCGCAUGACAGCUCUGGCCAGUCAACCGGGGAUAACGGAGAGUGCCCGUACUCUGACCUCGACUCGGUCCCCAAGAUUCUGUGUCCUAAAGCGCUGGAGCGUCAGUCCGGCCUCGCUUCCUCGCAGCCGUCCGUCACCGUCGUCAAAGAGCAAAAGAAACAGCCCGAGGUCCAGACGGGUCUUUGGUUCAGUAAAUCAGGCAAAGACAGACGACCUAAAACAACCAGUCCAGCGCCGGACCGCUCCCUAUUUAGUAAAACACCCUGCAAGAAAAAGAACUCAUCCGCUCCGAGUAAAAAGAUACUGGUUCCCUGUGCCUCCUCCCACAGCGGGGCGGCCAGUGACCAGGCAGCGACGUCCGACCAGAACAAGACAGUCGAUACCAAAUUGUUAGCUGAAAGUUGUGGAACUUUGAAAUGUAAACACAAACCGGCUGGUAGUAAGCCUUUCGAUGUGAGUGGUAGUUCUGCUGAGCCGCCUGUAUCUCCGGACAAGCAGAAAACCCCGGCGUCAGUUGAGAGUUUGUCUUCAAAGAGUAGACAGACAGACAGUCGUCCAGCUGAUGCUGGUGUCGACCCGUCAUCUGGCCCGCCAGUUGUUAACAAGCAAUUGGAGCCCUCGAAGAAAGUAGAAACAGUUGGACAGCCUAGUUUUUCAAAGAGUGUAAAAAAUACCAAUCUAGCUCAACAUCCAGUUGCGAAAGCUACGAAAAAUAAGCUUAAAGUGACUGAGAAGAUUUGUGACCAAGAAGAGAACGGUAAGAAGAAGACGUCAACAACUCGCUCGCAAACUGAGUCCACUGAUUCCUUAUCAAUACUAGAAAAGCAAAAGAUUCUAGUCUCCAAAUGUAGGCUGCCCUUCGUUAAAUUAAUACGCAAGGAGAUAAAGGAUAGGAAGUACCUGAACUCCAGCGUGACUGUUUGUGCCGCCGAGCAAACUGGAUGCACAAAGACGGAGAAAGCCCCAGACAAAGACGCCGCUAAAACAUGCUUGCAUAAAUCAGACCGGACAGACAGCGAGGCAAGGGCCUCCGUAGAUCACACAGUGACUUCCGAACCCAUAAAGGUGUCAGUCAAGAAACUCAAAGCUAGUAAGGGGGCAGGUUUGCUUCAUCUCUCAUCAGAGCCGUCACAUGGGAACAGUACUGCAGCUUCAAAGGCACGUGCAGACGACUUGGGGAACACGGAAGCAGAGCAGGUUUCGGUUUUGGACGUAAGCCCAAGCGAGGAGACUCAUUCAUCGCCCAAACAGACGGACAAGUCAGAACGCGAGAGGACCGCCAUCUCCAAGGCAACGGCCGAGUCCUCAGCCGAGCCCUCGAGUUCUCAGCAGGUGGAGAGUUUAGAGCAAAACAUUUCGCCGGCCACAUCUUCCGCUGCGACUAUGUCGCCUUCUCACCACCGUGGAGACCUGCCAUGUGAGAGUCCUCCGGCGCCCGAGGGCUCGUCUUCUGGGAAAUCCCAGGAAGCCGCUCUCAGAUCAAAGCAGGUUUCAGUUGAAGAAAAAGUCAUUCGAGAGCAGCCUGCGCACCUUCCGGCCAGCAAUCGGCUCAUGACCAGAGCGCUGAAGGCCAUGCGUGAGGCGGGCCAAAAGAAGCGUGAAAAAACCCGGAAACGUGCCGAACAGAAACUGCUCUCGGGCCCAGUCAGGAAAGUCCAGGACCUUGCGCCGAAUCCAGAGGCCAAAGUAGGCUUUUGCACUAACGUAAAACCUGUGAAACCUCACUGCGUUGACAAUGGCAUAUGUAACCGGGACAAGUUCUCCAAGUCUGGCUCUCCUUCUUCUCUACGUUCUGAUUCCAAUGACCGUGAAACCGAUGUCAAGAGUGAGGAGGAAGACCUCUCAAUAUCCUCAACGCCACCCAUGGACUUCAUACCCCUUACGUCAAAAGUAAAAGCAAAACAUGAAGCUCAAUCUUCGAGGAUGUACUCCUCAUCUUCAUCUUCCUCCCCAUUUUCCUUCAUCAAUGCCUUCAAAAAUUUGGAAGAGGUUUCCUUCCAGUCUGUGACGAAUGAAAGAGAUGGUAAACCCGUCUCUUUCAAGCCAGACACAAACUACAAGUUCAGCACUUUCCUCAUGAUGCUGAAGGACUUGCAUGACACCAGAGAGCGAGAAGGGACGCCCCUCGAACUGGAGAUCGGGCAACCAAGCGCGCAUGUUAAGGAGGAACCCUUAGUGAUACCAACAGAGGCCACAUCUGCAGGGCAAGAUCCACAAAAUAAACAUGUUCUGGGCAAUUCAAGUGCAAGUCGAGACAAAACUUUGGUCACGCAAAAAGAAUGUGGCACAGGUCAGACUCCCAAGAGGCCCUAUAAAAGGAAGGUUGGCUCUGUUGGGUUUAAAAGGAAACCCAACUGCAGAGUACCUUGUCGUCCCGCCAGGUCUGGACCAGGUUUCCCAGGGCUGGAGUCUUUGCCAAGAAUGGCGUCCUUGUCAGCAUCAGCCUCGAAAGUGGAGUGCUCGUCAAGAGUGCUUGAAAUCCAGAGUGGCGGCUGGGAGAGACGGGCCGGAGGUGGCGAGGGAGCGGCUGGGGCCGAGGAGGAGGAGAGGCUGAGCAGAGUGAAGGAGAAUCUCCAAGUCACAGUGCCUUUGGAAAAGAGGGAGCGUGCGGCAGGUCUGUGUCUGGAGCAGGCUCACAGCCUUGUUUCAGACUGCACUAAUGACACCAGGAGCUUGAUUGGCAGAGCCGGGGGAGUGGACAAGUCUCCAGGAGCACAUAAACGGAUCAGAAAACCAAGCAAGAGACUGAUAGAGUGGACCGAAGAGUACGACCAAAUCUUCUCCACGAGGAAGAAAACCAAAAAGCCUCUCCAGUUGAUUGGAAAGGUCACUCAACCCAUUACCUCCCUGUCUGAAGAUCCGGGGUCGGACAAGGAUGCACACGACCUCCCGUCCACGGCCUUACCUCCUGAAGUACAGACCCCGCCUCCCGAGGAAAUCGCUACCAUCACUCCUUCUGAAAUACAGAUUCCCAGCACUGAAAACACAUGUCCCCCAGAUACGCCAGUGCUUUCCAUCGAUACGCUAACGCCUCCUCCAGAAGUUGAGCCCUUGCUACCAGAAGAGCUUGUCAAAAACAACGGCCGUGCGCCGGUGUUGGAGAAGAAGCGGAAGAGGAAACCGACUCAGAAGAUCCUCGAGUACUGUCUGGAGGCAGAGGCGUCACUGGGCCCCAAGAAAAAGAUCAAAGGACUGAAAUCGAACUCGAAUGCUUCUCCUCAAGCCGAUUCUGCGCCGGCGCCUCUGAAACUGAAGAGUAACCCGGAGCCGGCGUUCACCUCCACACCCUCCCCUGAGGUUUCCCCCUGUGCACCCCCACCUCCCCUUCAGACCAGUCCCAGCGCUCCAGAACCCUCCACGGCAGCGCCACUCCCACCUGAACCCAAACAGGUGGAAACGGCACCAGCAGACACAGAUGUUCAUCAGCCUGAUGACACUCACAUUCAGGAAGACACGAAGGAUGUGACGGAGACAGAGGGGGACCAGUCCGGCCUCGACCACAGCUUCUCCUCGGUGAAGGAAGACUUGUCGCUAUGUGACGACUCAGUUUCACCAGCGAGGAAGAUAAUUGGAGACCGAGGAGGCCCCGCCUCCAUGAAAGAGACAAUCUGUCAGGUAUGUGAGAAGACGGGGGAGCUGCUCCUCUGCGAGGGACAGUGUUGUGGAGCCUUUCACCUGCCCUGCAUCUCUCUGGCUAAGGCCCCGAAGGGGAAGUUCGUCUGUCCAGAGUGUAAAUCGGGUAGCCACACCUGCUUUGUGUGUAAAAAACGCAGCCUGGAUGUGCGACGCUGCAUGAUCCCUGUGUGUGGGAAGUUCUAUCAUGGGGAGUGUAUCACAAACUACGCCGCGACCGCACCGGUGAACCGAGGCUUCCGCUGCUCCAUCCACGUCUGCCUCACCUGUUUCAUCGCCAACCCCAACAGCUCCUCCAUCUCUAAAGGUCGCCUGGUGCGAUGUGUGCGCUGCCCGGUAGCCUACCACGCGACGGACCUUUGCAUGGCCGCGGGAAGCGUCGUGCUCUCCAACAACAGCAUCAUCUGCCCCAAUCACUUCACGGCUCGCCGUGGUGUCAAGAACCACGAACACGUCAACGUCAGCUGGUGCUUCGUCUGCACUGAAGGGGGGAGCCUGCUGUGCUGCGAGUCUUGCCCUGCUGCGUUUCACCGCGAGUGUCUCAACAUCGAGAUGCCAAAAGGCAGCUGGUACUGCAACGACUGCAAGGCUGGGAAGAAGCCUCGCUACAAGGACAUCCUCUGGGUGAAGGUGGGACGAUACAGGUGGUGGCCGGCAGAGGUCAGUCAUCCCAAAACAAUCCCAGACAACAUUCAUCGGAUGCGGCACGAUGUCGGGGAGUUCCCUGUUCACUUCUUUGGCUCCAACGACUACCUGUGGACCUACCAGGCCAGAGUCUUCCCUUACAUGGACGUGGAUGCUAACAGCAAAGAGAAGAUGGGGAAAGGUGUCGAUGCGACCUACAAGAAAGCUUUGGAGGAGGCAGCUGUGCGGUUUCGGGAGCUGCAGGCAGAGAAGGAGCUUCGCCAGCUACAAGAGGACAGGAAAAAUGACAGGAAACCACCACCAUACAAACACAUCAAGGUGAACCGGCCAAUAGGAAAGGUUCAGAUCUUCACAGCUGACCUGUCAGAGAUCCCCCGGUGUAACUGCAAGGCGGCGGAUGAGAGUCCGUGUGGGAUGGACUCCGAGUGCAUCAACCGCAUGCUGCUGUAUGAAUGCCACCCGCAGGUUUGCCCGGCGGGAGAGCGAUGCCUCAACCAGGCGUUCUCUAAGCGCCAGUACAGCCAGGUGGAGAUCUUCAGGACGCUGUCUCGAGGGUGGGGACUCCGCUGUGUCCACGACAUCAAGAAGGGCCAGUUUGUCAGCGAGUAUGUAGGGGAGGUGAUUGAUGAGGAAGAGUGCCGGUCAAGGAUCAGACACGCUCAAGAACAUGACAUCUGUAACUUCUACAUGUUAACUCUGGACAAGGACCGGAUCAUCGAUGCCGGGCCGAAGGGGAACGAAGCUCGCUUCAUGAACCACUGCUGUCAGCCAAACUGUGAGACCCAAAAGUGGACAGUGAGUGGGGACACCCGGGUGGGACUGUUCGCUCUGGUGGACGUCAGCGCGGGCACAGAGCUGACCUUCAACUACAACCUGGAGUGCUUGGGGAACGGGAAGACCGUGUGUAAAUGUGGAGCGCCAAACUGCAGCGGCUUUCUGGGUGUCCGGCCAAAGAACAACCCUCCGUCUGACGAAAAAGGCCGCAAGCUCAAGCGGAGAGGCCACGGCAAGAAGAAGAAAAAGGUGGUGUUGACCAAAGAAAGGGAAGACGAGUGUUUCAGCUGCGGAGAUGGAGGACAGAUGGUUUCCUGCAAGCGACCCGGAUGUCCCAAAGUUUACCACGCAGACUGCCUGAACCUCACCAAGAGGCCCGCUGGUCGCUGGGAAUGUCCGUGGCAUCAGUGUGACGUCUGCGGGAAGGAGGCCAAGUCCUUCUGCGAGAUGUGCCCCAGCUCCUACUGCGCUCAGCACCGCGAAGGCCUGCUCUUCAUCUCCAAACUGGACGGCAAGUUGUCCUGCAGCGAGCACGACCCCUGCGGGCCCGACCCGCUGGAACCGGGAGAGAUCCGAGAGUACGCGCCCGAGCCCAGAACCCUCACCUCGGGGCUGGGCAUGGCUGUGAUCCCCUCUGCCGCCUCCAGCGCUCCCAGCGGCCUCACCCAGGCCGGCAGGAGCGUGCCGGAGGGCGGCGGCGGGGGAGGCGUGUGUGCGUCGGAGUCGUUUCCUGCUUUUUCCAUCCCCGUACCCAUCACCAUUCCUGUCGCUGCUCCCGCCGCCUCCCCUCAGCACAGCAGCUCUGACGCCCCCAGCAGCCCGCACGUGUUCGACCUCCCGCACUACUCGCCCAUCUCUUCCUACGAGGAGGAGAGGGAUGUUUUAGAUGAAGAAGACGAAGAGGAGCUGCUGGCGGAAGAGGAGGAGGAGGGGGAAACUAAAGUCUGA
This is a messenger RNA of Cololabis saira (Pacific saury), 7700 nucleotides long. RefSeq names its product nuclear receptor binding SET domain protein 1b (gene nsd1b). Bases 174 to 7700 code for a protein of 2508 amino acids. The record is from RefSeq and is a predicted model, not a curated record. NCBI's taxonomy places the organism in Eukaryota, Metazoa, Chordata, Actinopteri, Beloniformes, Belonidae. Gene Ontology annotation, cellular component: chromatin; nucleus. Gene Ontology annotation, molecular function: histone H3K36 methyltransferase activity; protein binding. Gene Ontology annotation, biological process: regulation of DNA-templated transcription. The transcript has 25 exons.